GAGGGGGACAGAGAGCAAAGAGAGGAGAAGGGAGAGAGAGGGACAGAGAGAGAGACAGACAACAAGGAGAUGAGGGAAUAGUUGCGUACUUGCUACUGGAAGAGAUUGAUGAAAAUUGAGAAAAGAUCGCCAACUGGAUAGCUAGUUACCAUGUUUGGAUAACUGUGAAAGUGAUCAUUUUUCCACCAAAGCUGCAACUCAUCCUCUGAAUCAGGGUAACUGUGCUGUUUCAGAGGGGGCCUCUGUUCCCAUUGGCAUCAUGGGCUGGGCAGCUGUCGUGGUGUUGACUAUCAGUUUCCUCACAGUGAACACUGUUCUAUGCCACACUGAUGGCGACCAAGGCCAGAAGACGCUAAAAUACCUCAUCGAGCCACCGGUGUAUGCCGAGAUCACAGUACCGCGUGGGGGAAACGCCACACUGCCAUGUUUCAUGCACACCAAGCCUCCCCGCUAUCGAAUCAAAUGGGUCAAACUGGAGCCCCAGCAUCAGGGAGUGGAGAACAUCGUGCUCAUCACCAACGGGCACGCCCAGAAGCACUACGGAGGCCUGGGGCCCAGGGCCUCCCUCAGGGAGGCUCAUCCUCUGGACGCCUCCCUCCGCCUCGCCAACCUGGAGCUGGAGGACAACGGACGCUACCGCUGUGAACUGAUCAACGGGAUUGAAGAUGAGAGCGUGGAGGUCACUCUGAGUAUUGAAGGAGUUGUUUUUCCAUACCAGAGCAAACAUGGUCGCUACAAGUUAACCUUCAGCCAGGCUCAGGCUGCAUGCAAAGAGCAGGAUGCCAUACUAGCCACACACAAACAGCUCUACAAAGCUUGGACAGACGGAUUGGACUGGUGCAAUGCUGGCUGGCUGAGUGACGGGACUGUCAAUUACCCGAUUCUGUUGCCGCGUCCUGCCUGCGGUGGUGAGCUCGCUGCUGGCAUCCGGAGCUACGGCCCCCGGGACAAGACCAAGGACCAUUUCGACACUUUCUGCUUCACAUCUGCCACGUCAGGAUCUGUCUUUUUCCUGGCGGGGCCUCUGAACUUCGCUGAGGCCGAGCAGGCAUGUCGGGCAGACCGAGGGGAGCUGGCACGGGUGGGGCAGUUGUACGCCGCGUGGCGAUUCCAGGGUUUGGACCGCUGUGACGGGGGCUGGCUGCGGGACGGCAGCGUGCGCUUCCCCAUCACCGCCCCUAGGCGGCACUGUGGAGGCCUGCCCGAGCCCGGGGUGCGCAGCUUUGGCUACCCGAGCAAGGCCCAAAGAAUCUACGGUGCCUUCUGCUACAGGUGACACUCAGUAGAGGACCUACACUGAUGCAGAAGAACUUUUCCUUUCUGAAAACAAAUGAAAGGUUUAUUUGCCUAUUCUGAAAGCACAUAUGGUAAAGGAGAAUGUGUGGCAUCAAAAAGUGACAGCCUGUCAUCUCCACACAAAGACUUCA
Molecule: messenger RNA, 1427 nt
Organism: Alosa sapidissima (American shad)
Lineage: Eukaryota; Metazoa; Chordata; Actinopteri; Clupeiformes; Clupeidae
Gene: hapln2
Product: hyaluronan and proteoglycan link protein 2
Exons: 6
Coding region: 260-1276 (338 amino acids)
Biological process (GO): cell adhesion
Molecular function (GO): hyaluronic acid binding
Source: RefSeq, a predicted model, not a curated record